UCCAGGGGCUGCUGAGGCACUGCACGGAUGUAAUAACUGCUGCAGGUGUGGGGUUACCCUCUGCUUUUUGAGAGAUGAUGCUCCGACGAGGAUUUCUUGUAUUUCUUCCCCGGCUCGCAGGUCUGCUCGUGGUGGCCUGUUGCUCCGUGUCCAUUGUUUAUAUGUUGGCUUGCACACCCAAGGGGGAUGACGAGCAGCUCGCCUUGCCUCGGGCCCACAGCCCGACCAGCAAGGAGGGUUACGAAGCUGUUCUGCAGGAACGAGAAGAGCAGCACCGUGACUACAUCAUCAGCUUGAAGAAACAAAUUGCCCAGCUGAAGGCUGAGCUCCAAGGCAGAAAUGAGCAGCUCAAGAACGUACAGGAGCAGUUGCCGGACUCUUUGGCUGUUCAUAUUGACCACAGCAAUCCAGCAAAAGUCCAGGCUGAUCUGCUGUCUUUCCUCCGUUCCCAAAUAGCCAAAGCGGAGGUGCACAGCGGCUUUAAGCUGUCCACCGAGUACGCGGUCGUGCCCUUUGAGAGCUUUACCCUGCAGAAGGUGUACCAGCUGGAAAUGGGGCUCACACGCCACCCAGAAGAGAAGCCUGUCAGGAGGGACAGGCGCGAUGAGCUGACAGAGGUGAUCGAGUUGGCUCUUGGCAGCCUGAACCACCCGGAGGCGGAUGGCAACGCAAGGCAGCGGGUGUUCACAGCCUCUGACUUCGUCGAAGGGAUCUAUCGCACAGAAAAGGACAAGGGCACGUUGUACGAGCUGACUUUCAAAGGAGAUGCAAAGCACCAGUUCAAGAAGAUCGUCUUAUUCCGGCCGUUUGGUCCCGUAAUGAAAGUGAAAAAUGAAAAUGUCAAUAUGGCUGACACGCUUAUUAAUAUCAUUGUCCCCUUGGCCAAGAGAGCCAGCAAAUUUCGACAAUUCAUGCAGAAUUUCAGUAUAGAGACAGCCUUCACAGAACAAAUGAAUGAAGUCAAAUCAAUACUUGAAAACACCUCCAAAUCAGCCAACUUCAAGAACUUCACCUUCAUCCAGCUAAAUGAAGAAUUUUCAAGAGGAAAAGGAUUAGACGUUGGUGCUCGAGUCUGGAAAGGAAACAACGUUGUUCUCUUUUUUUGUGAUGUGGACAUAUACUUCACAGCUGAAUUCCUGAACUCCUGUAGAUUGAACACACAGCCAGGCAAGAAAGUGUUUUAUCCUGUUCUCUUCAGCCAGUAUAACCCCAGUAUAAUUUAUGGCCACCACGAUUCCAUCCCACCCUUAGAACAGCAGCUGAUUAUUAAAAAAGAAACUGGAUUUUGGAGAGACUUCGGGUUUGGGAUGACCUGCCAGUACAGAUCUGAUUUUAUCAACAUUGGUGGCUUUGAUCUGGACAUUAAAGGCUGGGGUGGAGAAGAUGUGCACCUGUACCGCAAAUACCUCCACAGCAACCUCAUCGUGGUCAGAACACCUGUCAGGAGUCUCUUCCACCUCUGGCAUGAGAAGCGAUGUCCGGAUGAGCUGACCCCAGAGCAGUACAAAAUGUGCAUGCAGUCCAAGGCCAUGAACGAGGCUUCUCAUGGCCAGCUGGGAAUGCUGGUUUUCAGGCAAGAGAUUGAGACCCACCUCCACAGGCAGAAGCUGAGCAGUAAAAAGACAUGAAGCCCGAAAGACAGACAAAAAGCCUCCAAACGGACUUCAGGGCGUUGUGGAAAAGAACUGCUACCAAGAAUAAGACUG
Molecule: messenger RNA, 1706 nt
Organism: Tinamus guttatus (white-throated tinamou)
Lineage: Eukaryota; Metazoa; Chordata; Aves; Tinamiformes; Tinamidae
Source: RefSeq, a predicted model, not a curated record